AUGAAAUCAGAUGGAUGCUUCGCCUCGCUUGUUUCCAGGCUGAACCCUGUCCUUAUCAAGGUCGCAACAGCAUCCUUGGCUUCAACACACCGCCGCCGAAAAACUUUCGUCCUUCAGUUGCUAUUAGCAGCUGCGGCCAUACCGAGCGCAAUGAGGUUUCAAGGUGGCGCCCACAUGGCGAUAGCCGCGUUGCAAAUUCUACCGCUUACCAGCCAUGUCUACGCGCUUGACUUGGAUAUUGACAAUCAGGAGUCGAUCAAAGAUGCCGGGAGCACCGCCGCCUACAACAUGAUGACAUGGUACAAACCCUUCAAUGGGACAGACAAUCCUGGUUUUAUCGAAAGAUCCUGGUGGACAGGGGCUGCUUUAUAUCUGGCAUGUCUCAAUUACUGGCAUGCUACGAACGAUACGACUUAUAACGAAGAUGUCAGCAUCGGGUUGCAACACCAGGGAGGUGAGGGCGGAGACUACAUGCCCUCGUGGGCAAGUGGAGUAGGAAAUGACGAUCAAAUGUUCUGGGGUCUUGCGGCUAUCACCGCAGCGGAAUAUAAUCUGCCGAAUCGUCCAGAUGGCGACACAUGGCUCACCCUCGCCGAGCGUGUUUUCAACGACCAGAAGGAAUCAGGGAACGGUGGAUGGGAGACGACUAUUUGCGGGGGUGGCCUUCGCUGGCAGAAGGACGUGUGGCAAGGCGGUUAUACCAUGAAGAACUCGGUGUCGAACGGCGGCUUUUUUAUGCUCGCGGCGCGUCUCGCUUGGUUUAAACAAGAGGAUGAGUUCGCGACGUGGGCUGAGAAGGUCUGGGACUGGGCUACCAAGGUAAAUCUGGUCAAUAAAAAGACCUGGGAAGUGGCAGAUAGUGUCAGUGCAGGCUCGGGGGGCGCCGAUGGCUGCACUCUUCCUGACCACACGCGGUGGACAUACAACUAUGGCACCUUUUUGUCUGGUGCUGCUUACAUGUAUGCCUAUACGAACGACAGUAAAUGGCUUGAUAUUACCAGCAACCUCGUGGAUUCAUUGUUUGCGACGUUUAUUCUACCUAAACAAGGAGGAGUGAUCGCAGACCCGUGCGAAGCCACGGGCGUAUGCGAUGAAGACGCGAACCGGCCACUCUUCAAAGGCCUUACGAUAUCGUGGCUUGCAGAUACUGCAUUGAUCAUCCCUUCCCUUAGGGACAAGAUCCUCCCAAAGCUUCAAGCGUCUGCCGAGGGCGCUGCAAAAUCAUGCACCGGCAAAGGCCAAAGCCUUUGUGGUAACCGCUGGUACGGCGGAUACGACGGACAGAACUCAAUGGAGAAUUCAAUCACCGGCAGUCAGAUGAUGAGUGCUGUUAUGUUGAAGUUUCUCGGCUCAUCCUCAAAACCAGUCUCGGUGGCAACAGGAGGAAACGGCACCAGCGAUCCGCAUUCUGACACUGGGAAGGGUUCGGGGGGUAAGGAAUUCGCCCCCAUCACGAUGGCAGAUCGAGCAGGAGCUGGGAUCCUGACAGUGCUCUGCGUGGCUGGUAUGAUAGCAGGGGUGGUCUUUCUGUUUAGUGACGGGCCCUUAUAA
This is a messenger RNA of Aspergillus puulaauensis, 1551 nucleotides long. Its product is annotated as glycoside hydrolase family 76 protein. Bases 1 to 1551 code for a protein of 516 amino acids. The record is from RefSeq and is a predicted model, not a curated record. Gene Ontology annotation, biological process: carbohydrate catabolic process; fungal-type cell wall biogenesis. Gene Ontology annotation, molecular function: mannan endo-1,6-alpha-mannosidase activity. The transcript is spliced from 4 exons. NCBI's taxonomy places the organism in Eukaryota, Fungi, Ascomycota, Eurotiomycetes, Eurotiales, Aspergillaceae.